Emiliania huxleyi CCMP1516 is the source of this 1467-nucleotide messenger RNA. RefSeq lists its product as hypothetical. Gene Ontology annotation, molecular function: protein binding. The transcript has 4 exons. The record is from RefSeq and is a predicted model, not a curated record. The coding region runs from base 1 to 1467 and encodes 488 amino acids. NCBI's taxonomy places the organism in Eukaryota, Haptophyta, Isochrysidales, Noelaerhabdaceae.
AUGCACAUGCAACUCUCCAGCGCCGACCUCCUCGACGUCCUUGACGACGAUCUGCUCGUGGUAGUGGCCGAGCAGCAGGCGGUCCGCUCGGUCCCUGACCUACUCGCCUUCUCCGCCGGCUGCCGCCGGCUCGAGGCAGCGUGCCGGCGCAUCGGCGUGCUGCGCGUGCGGCACCAGUCGGAGCUGAGCGUGGCGCUGCUGCGGCGGUUCACGAACAUCCGGAGCCUCGAGGUCGACGGCUGCCAGGCGCGCUGGAUCCCGCGCCUCGCCGCGACGCUCGCGAUGGUGCCCGGGCUCACAUCGCUCAGCCUGCACCCACCUCGGGACGGCGGCGGCGGCGGCGACAUCUCGAGCGGCGGGCUGCUGACCGACUCGGCGGUGGCGGCGCUGGCGGGCGCGCUGCACGCGCGCGCCUGCCCAAGCCUUCUCCAGCUACAGCUCGACGAGCGGCUCUCGGAGGACCGGUGCCGCGACCUGGCCGAGCCUCUCGCCCCGUCCGCCGGCCUGCUGCUCUGCGUCGCGCACGCGCACGCGCCGCUGCUGCCCGAGGCGUUUGCGCGCGGCGCGUGCGCGAACGCGGCCUUCGCCGACGGCACCUCGGCCCUCGCCCUCGCCUCGCUCCACCCGAGCCAUGACCUCGCGCGCGCGGACGUGAACGCGCGCACGGCCGACGGCACCACCGCGCUGCACACGGCGGCGUACAAGGGGCACGCCGCCGCCGUCGCGAAGCUGCUCGAGGCGGGCGCCGAAGUGGGCGCGGCCUGUGUCGACGGCAUGACCCCGCUCACAAUCGCAGCGCGCACCAACCACGCCGACAUCGCGGCGCGGCUGCCUCGAGGCGAAGGCGGCGCCCAACUAAUGAACGAGUCAGCGGUGGGCGCGGACCCCCACCGCGCCUCGCUCGACGGCGCCACGGCGCGCGCCACCGCGGAGCGCGCGCUCGCGUCGCUGCGCGAGAAGAUCAUCAAGCUCUCCGCACGGAACACCGCGGCGGCAACCUCCGCGAUCAACGAGAUCGCGCUGAGCGGCUCGCCCGCCCCGUCGGCAGCGGACGAGACUGUGCACCUCCUCGAGGCUGCGGAGCGCCGCCCGCGCCCCCUCCCCCGCCCCGAGGGCUUGGAGGAGGAGGUCGAGGCUGCGCCGCCCGACGCGAGCCAGCACGCCGCCAGCCAGCACGCCGCCGCCCCCGCCGGCGUUGACGUAGAGCUUGCGCCGGCCGGCCUCGGCAGCGGGGCGGCCUCCAGCAGCGAGAAUGGCGGUGGAAGCGGAAGCGGCGAAGGCGGAGGAGGCGGCGGCAGCGGCGGAGGCGGAGGAGGUGGCGGCGGCGGUGGAGGCGGCGGCGGUGGAGGCGGCGGCGGUGGAGGCGGCGGCGGCGGGAGCGGGAGCGGCGGAGGGAGCGGCGGCGAGGAGAACGACUCGUCCUCGGAGGCGGCUUCGGACGAGGAGGUCGAGGAGGAGUUGGACUAA